Molecule: messenger RNA, 3073 nt
Organism: Balaenoptera musculus (blue whale)
Lineage: Eukaryota; Metazoa; Chordata; Mammalia; Artiodactyla; Balaenopteridae
Gene: C3H5orf22
Product: chromosome 3 C5orf22 homolog
Exons: 9
Coding region: 17-1420 (467 amino acids)
Source: RefSeq, a predicted model, not a curated record
GCGCGCGUUUCCUCUCAUGGGAGGAGGUGGGGCGGCGGCUCCGGCGUCUGGGAGUGCAGCUCGCUGGGACGCUGCCGGGAGCGAAAACAUGAGCGAGUUCACGGGAGAGUGCGCCCGGCUCCGGCGCUACCAUGAACUCCCGGUGUGGGUGGUGGAGGAUCAUCAGGAGGUUCUGCCCUUUAUAUACCGGGCCAUUGGCUCAAAGCAUCUUCCUGCAAGUAACAUAAGUUUUGUGCAUUUUGAUUCACAUCCAGACCUCCUUAUUCCUGUGAAUAUGCCAGCUGACACUGUAUUUGAUAAGGAAACACUUUUCGGAGAAUUAAGUAUCGAGAAUUGGAUUAUACCUGCAGUUUAUGCUGGCCAUUUUUCCCAUGUAAUAUGGCUUCAUCCCACAUGGGCUCAGCAAAUCAGAGAGGGCAGACAUCAUUUUUUAGUAGGCAAAGACACUUCGACCACAACAAUCAGGGUUACAAGUACAGAUCAUUACUUUCUAAGUGAUGGUCUUUAUGUAACUGAAGACCAGCUAGAGAACCAAAAACCUUUACAAUUGGAUGUAAUUAUGGUGAAACCUUAUAAACUCUGUAACAAUCAAGAAGAAAAUGACGCAGUGUCUUCUGCUAAGAAGCCAAAGCUAGCACUGGAGGACGCAGAGAACACUGCCUCUACUAAUGGUGAAUCUUGUUCAGAAGGACUGGAAAAUGACUCAGUGACACAGAGAAGAGACCAAACUUGUCUACAACCAUCAUGUUCAUGUUCUUCUGAAAGCCAAGAAUGCCACACUUCAGUCAGCACUGGAGAAAUCCUGGAAAUUUUGGAGAAAGGGGAUGCAUUUGUUUUAGAUAUUGACUUAGAUUUUUUUUCAGUCAAGAAUCCCUUCAAAGAAAUGUUCACUCAGGAGGAGUACAAAAUCUUACAAGAGCUGUACCAAUUUAAAAAGCCUGGUACCAACCUGACAGAGGAAGAUUUGGUAGAUUGUGUUGAUACUCGAAUUCAUCAAUUAGAAGAUUUAGAAGCUGCUUUUGCUGAUUUGUGUGAUGGUGAUGAUGAAGAAACUGUACAGAAAUGGGCUUCAAAUCCUGGAAUGGAAUCACUAGUUCCACUGGUACAAAGUUUGAAAAAACGGAUGGAAGCGCCGGACUAUGAAAUGGUUCACCAGGCUGGUCUAACCUGUGAUUAUUCAGAACUUCCUCACCAUAUCAGCACAGAACAAGAAAUUGAAUAUCUUAUUCAAUCUGUGUAUUACGUUCUAAAAAAUUUGCCAAAACCUACUGUAGUGACAAUUGCAAGGUCAAGUCUGGAUGAUUAUUGUCCUUCUGAGCAAGUUGACACCAUUCAAGAAAAAGUCAUCAGUGUGCUACGCUCCCUCUAUGGGCCUCUAGACGUUCACCUGGUGUAUUCAGCAGAGUCCACUUCAUCUUGAAACAUCCCAACGCUAGGCUCCUAUUAACAUCUUGAUGUAGUAACAGGGUUUUCAUUAACUUGUUUACAAAUGAAUCUUCCAGAGAACACUUUGUUUUAAUAUUAACUUUCAUUUAAAAUCUUUCAGGUAUUUUGAAUCUCCAAACAGGUAUCACCAGUUGUUGAAUGAUGGCAAUUUUUUUUUGGCAUCAAGUCUACCCCCAGUUGAUGGAACUGAUGCUCAUCUCUCUUCUGUCCAUCACUGUCGUCUUCACUUUUGUGAGGGUUUUUUUCCUCUUUUCCCCUCUUCCCCUUAGGUUGGUUGUAUUGUAUGAGAUGUAUUCAUUUAUUCAUUCACUCACCCAACUGACAUUUUUUGAGCACGUACAUGUGCCAGACAUAAUUAAGUGCUGGUUAUAUGGUAACAAACAGAAUAGACAAGGCCCCUGCCCUCUUGGUGGACAGCUGAGAAACAAAUUAUGGACUGUGAGACAUGUUAUGAAGGAAAGGAGAACCACAGACCUGUCUUAGGCAUGCUCUUAGUACUCAGGGCGCCCUGGCCUUACAUGAAGGUAACAUUCUCAAAAGCUACUACCAAAGUAAUGAUAAUAAUAAUAAUAAUAAAAAAACUUGCCAGUCCAUGAAAAUGUUCUAGGAAGUCUACCUUUCCAAGACUUAGGAUUGUGCCCCAACUCUUAUGGAAUGCUCUCAGCAUUGUUGGUAUUGAGGGGGUCUAUUUGAGUAAAUUCAACCAAACAAAAAAUAACUUUGCUAAUCAAAAAAACCCUCCAGGGUUUUUUGUUCCUCCAGAUGGUCAGUAUGGGUGUCAAUUAUCAUAUCAAUAGUUCCUAAGUGCCACUUUAUUGGCAGUCUGGGUUGAUAAUUUUUUCAAAUAAACCAGCUUUUUAUGUAAAUAGCAGGGUAAAAAAGUUAAGUCCUUAAUUCUGAUCUACCAUAAAUACCCAAGGACAUAACUGCCUUCCACCAGUCUCUCCAUGAGUAAGAGACCCUACCUAAGUCGCUCUUGAUCAUGGAACUUUCCGUUUACUUAAUUUGCCAAAGUCUUCCUCUCUUCAGUAUUCCUCGUGUUCAGUAAUCAUUUUUAACUACCUCCUUGGUUUCCUUUCCUUUAAAAGGUCGGGUGGCAUUUAAAGAAAAAAAAAAAACAUCCAUCAAGCCUCAUUCCUAAUACAGCAGUCGUUUCCAUUUUUGCAUGUAGCUUUUAAGCCUUGACCACAGGGGUACAGUUGCAUGUAGCUAAAAUUACAGCGUGUUACCUAACUUGAUGGCUAAUACCCAAGGUCACAUUGCUAGUGCCACUCAGUAGGUGGCACCAGAUCCUAUUUUUCCAAUGAUUCUGUUUUCCAGCAAACUUUUCUUGUCAUUAAGUUGAUCUACCAAUGCUAAUAAGUAUAAAUGCUUAUUUCUGUUGUGAAAAGCAAAGCAAACUGAUUCAGCUUUCCAUUUUUGAUAGACCAUUAUGUGCCAAAAAGCUUUAUUUCCCUGUAAAAUCAGAAUGCAAGAUAGUGCUAUUGUUUAUUUUUAAAUUUUGAAAAAAAUGUAUUAGAGUUCUGUAAAUGAUGUUACUUUUAUAAGUAAGUUAUUUUGUCUGCUAAAGUAAAUAAAAAGGUGUGUUUUGAAGUUUUAAAGAUUUAAAACCAAACUGUAGCACUAA